Molecule: messenger RNA, 1209 nt
Organism: Lizanozyma spartinae
Lineage: Eukaryota; Fungi; Ascomycota; Pichiomycetes; Serinales; Debaryomycetaceae
Gene: RPN7
Product: proteasome regulatory particle lid subunit
Exons: 1
Coding region: 1-1209 (402 amino acids)
Biological process (GO): proteasome-mediated ubiquitin-dependent protein catabolic process
Cellular component (GO): proteasome regulatory particle
Source: RefSeq, a predicted model, not a curated record
AUGGAGAACUUUUCCUCGGACGUACCCAAAAUCCCCGACUACAAAUUGUCAGAGAAGCAAUUUUUGCUUUCCAUUCCCGAAGUGGACGAUCGCCACCGACAAGAAACCGUUGAGUUUCUUGUUGAAGAAAUCAAGAAGGAAAAGUUGGGUCCUUAUUAUAAGUACUUGCAUCAGGAGUACCCUUCAUUGGUUACUUGGGAUGAAGAAUUGUAUAAGAAUAUAGCCGCUGAGAAUGAAGAUACCAUCAAUGGAUUGGAAAGUAAGAUUAAAUCUGCACAAGAUGAUGAAACUGAGUUGGAUUUAUAUACUCAAACCAUGAAAUUGGCUGAGUAUUAUACCAGAAUAAUUGAUCGUUCCAAUGCAACCGAAACAUUAAAGAAGGCAUUAGAAUUGACUUCAAACACCGGGUAUAAGAUUGAUAUCUUAUUAACGUUAACCAGAAUAGAGUUCUUUUUCAAUGAUUACAAGUUAGUCAAGCAUUAUUUGGAUCAAUCCAAAACAUUGAUUGAUAAAGGUGGUGAUUGGGAACGUAGGAAUCGUUAUAAGGCUUAUAAUGGGAUUUAUCUUUUGGCUACAAGAGAUUUUGUUAAUCUGUCAAGCUUAUUGAUUGACUCUUUAGCAACUUUCACUUCCACUGAGUUAUGUAAUUAUGCUCAAAUUGCUCAAUAUGCUAUUAUUUCCGGUGUUAUGUCUUUGGAUAGAGCAAAUUUGAAUACUAAAAUCAUCAAUUCUCCUGAAGUGUUAUCGAUUAGCUCGACUGAUGACUCUGAAUUCUUAGAACCAGCUAUCAAUUUGACUAAUUCCUUGUACACUUGUCAAUAUAAUUAUUUCUUCAAAUACUUGUUGGAAACUCAUGAUACCUUGAUCUUGAACAACAAGUAUUUAAGACAACAUGCUAAUUAUUUCCUUAAGGAAAUGAGAUGCAAAGCUUAUUCCCAAUUAUUGGAAAGUUAUAAAUCAUUGUCUUUAAAAUCAAUGGCUCAUUCUUUCGAUAUUUCAGAAGAUUUCUUGGACGAAGAUUUGUGCAAAUUUAUUCCAAACAAUAAAUUGAAUUGUACUAUCGAUAAAGUCAAUGGAAUCAUUGAAACAAAUAGACCUGAUAACAAAAACAGUCAAUACCAUUCAUUAAUAAAGCAAGGUGAUGGGUUGUUAACUAAAUUACAGAAAUAUUGUGCUGCUGUUAAGUUAAGUGGUGCUGAAAGGGUAUAG